Molecule: messenger RNA, 1068 nt
Organism: Drosophila erecta
Lineage: Eukaryota; Metazoa; Arthropoda; Insecta; Diptera; Drosophilidae
Exons: 2
Coding region: 486-596 (36 amino acids)
Source: RefSeq, a predicted model, not a curated record
GUCAGUCGAUUUCUGUCGGCCGUGCGGCACACACACGCCACUCGCUUUUCAGCCAAUUCAACCAGCUCCGCAUUCCGCUUGCCACCAGCCUUUGAAGCGGCAUCGCAUCGCAUCGGAACGCGUCAUUAAUCGCAUCGUGCGACAGGACCCUCGAACCUCGAAGCUCGAAUCAGUUUUCCCAGCAACGCGCGCACUUUUCCCGCUUUGGAGCUCCGAUUAAGGUCCGCUGUCCUUUCCGCCUUAUUGCUUCGGCCUUUGGUUUGCAUUUUAAUGUUUGCUUAAGCAUUCCGUUUCGGUGUCAAAAUCCAAAAUCCGGCCAACUCAAUCCCGGCGAUAAGAAACGGAGAAGCGGAGAGCUCAACGCGGAAUUGUUCGACACAAAAGUGAAUUACAAAUCAAUUGAGAAGGCCCUUGGCAGCGAGACAUAGAGCACACAUCGAGUCCAAUUCAAAAGUGAGGCACUAGGAAGCAAAUAAGAGUCCCGCAUGAGUAACAGCGCCAUGGUGGCCGUGGCCAUCUGCUGCAUCCUCGUCCUGCUAGCCGUCUUCAUCGUGAUCAUCAUAGUGGUCGGCCAGACCAUCGAGGAGCCCAAAUGAGACAUGCUCCAGCUGGGACCUGGCAACUUCCCAGAUGGAUAACAGAGGCCCCCUCAAAAUUGUUAGUUUGCUGAGGCCGCCAGCAAAAAUUUCGUUGCCCCCUCAUCAGCAUCCGCAAAAUCAUCAUCAACAUUACUUUCAUCCGGCUGAAAAAUUAGCAGAGGAAACAGAAGGAUCAGGAGAAGCAGGAGGAGCAGGAGGAGCUGGAGAGGAGCACGUGGAGUGGAGGAAAUGCGUCCCAUCGUCAGUAUCCAUUGGCUGUGAUGUGAAAUUUUUUGAAUUUGUGAAGCAAAAAUCAAUCGAGAAAUCAACCCAACACAAAAGGAGCUACUAAAUUUUGGAACAUUCCGCAUCCUAAUAACACAAACAUCUUCAUGUAGCAUUUCUGUGUGUUAAGUGUUGUUAAUAUAAAUGUAUAUAUAGACACACAAUCUAUGAAUACAAAAAUAUAUAGAUAUCUAGACAUACUUAC